Portunus trituberculatus (swimming crab) is the source of this 1675-nucleotide messenger RNA. Its product is annotated as cyclin-D1-binding protein 1 homolog. The record is from RefSeq and is a predicted model, not a curated record. The coding region runs from base 484 to 1488 and encodes 334 amino acids. The transcript has 8 exons. Lineage: Eukaryota; Metazoa; Arthropoda; Malacostraca; Decapoda; Portunidae. Gene Ontology annotation, cellular component: nucleus. Gene Ontology annotation, biological process: regulation of cell cycle.
UUCUUCCCCCCCCCCAAGAACAACAACACCACGCAGCUGUGUUAGCCUCGGUAGUGGUGUGCUGACUUGUGCCUGACAGGUUGACAUUUGUAAUCUUGAAACACCAUAGAUAUCCCAGCAGGGCACAGGGCAACAAACGAGAAUGUGACACGCUGACCUACCCAUUGCCAACAGUCUAAGGCAGGAUUCACUAAACAGUAUCCUAAACUGAAACGACCGAUAAGUAUAUGGAUUUAGAUUAGAUUAGGUUAGGAAUGUAUAGAUUGUCGUAGUUUGAUGACAGUUUAACAAUAGCGUAGUGAUAAAUAAUAUUGUAGGUGAAGUAUAGGAACAAAAUAAUAAACAGUAACUGUGUGUCAUUGAAAAAGAAGCAAGAAUAGAGAACCAAAGAAGCAAGAAUAGAGAACCAAAGAGUACAAAGUGAUAGAAGCUACAGGAAAACAAUCAGAACAUCCUUGAUUCCUUGGUGCCAAAGGAAACAUCAUGGCUCCUGCUAAUAUUGGUCCCCUGAAGAACAUACUACAAAACACUGUUGAUAACCUUCUGUUAGCCGAGAAAGAAAUUGAAGGAAAAUGUGGGCACCAUGCAGCUGAUGGAUUUAAUCUUGGUCAAUUUUGGACUGAUAUGAAUACAGUAGCAGAGAAACUUUCCUUUGACUGCACAAAAAUCUGCAUAUGUUUUGGAAAGUCUCCUGUUCCCACUCCCAGUGAAACUUCAAGUCUCCUGACUUGUGUGGAGCAAGCCGUGUUGGCUUUAGUCUCGGUGUUUCACAAGCUUCCUCUCACAAUGGGAAUCACCCUUCACACUCAUGUCCAGUAUGAAGUUGUGAAAGCAAUUCAAGCAGUUAAGAACCUUUUGAAAGUUAUUAAAGAAGAAGGAGCUGAAGCAGUAUGUCGAUAUUCCACUGGUGUAGUUUGGGAAGGAUGUCAAUACCUAGAAAAUGCUUGCCUGGAUAACAAGUCAGCUGUUUUAUUGGGAAUGAAAUCACACAACAGCAUGGUAGCAGAUGCCUUCAGAGAGAUUUCAGAGGCAUUGGAGGGGGAUGGAGGUGGCUGGAACUGUUUGAUUGAUGGAAGUGAGGAGAUGGAAGACACUGACAAGUGGACAGAUGAAGACAAAGAUCUUAUUGGUCCUUCAGUCAACCUCAUCAAAGCAGCUAAAAUUCUGUAUAAACGCUUGAUGGCUGCCAUUGAGAAGAAUGGUUCGUGCAAUUCAGUUGACAUGGUUAAGGAGCUUGACCAGCUUUAUGAAGAGUGUGGCUUGAUUAGUAGCCAAGUGGAUGCAUUGGUACAAGAUCUUUACCCUCCACUCUCUGUGUCAAGUAUGGAAGAACAGUCCCACCAACUGGCCAACAGACUUCAUACAGUUCUCAAGACUUGUGUCCAGAGUCAUGUCAUAGGGGAAACUGAACAAUCUCAUAUAGAGUUCAUCCAGAAGGCUAUUGAUCAUAAUAUGGACUGCAUGAGGGAAAAACUAAGCAAAAGAUAAAGUACUUUUCCAUUUUGUAACUCUUGGAUUAGCAGGAAGCUCACAUGCAUCCUGAAGACUUGUGCUGCUGUUAAGGGUGAGAGAGGUUGGUAGUAGGGAGAAGAAAACAUUUUUCUCUCAAAUAAUUAAACUUAUUGUAUCCCUAAUAAGUAAAUAAAACUACCUUGAUUAGUUUGCAUAAACUAUA